Messenger RNA from Rhincodon typus (whale shark), 1426 nucleotides. It is a transcript of the gene psenen, whose product is annotated as presenilin enhancer, gamma-secretase subunit. Gene Ontology annotation, cellular component: gamma-secretase complex. The transcript is spliced from 7 exons. Gene Ontology annotation, biological process: Notch receptor processing. The record is from RefSeq and is a predicted model, not a curated record. The coding region runs from base 243 to 1052 and encodes 269 amino acids. NCBI's taxonomy places the organism in Eukaryota, Metazoa, Chordata, Chondrichthyes, Orectolobiformes, Rhincodontidae.
GGGGUGGAGCUGCAUUGACUCCUCCCGGGCGGCUGGGGGCAGGACUGAGUCCUCCCGGAGCGUCAGUGAAACCUCCCGGCCUGUAGGUGGCGGGGCUGGGUGGCGGUGCCGGUGAAGAAGAGGAAGCCCCUCAUUCCCGUGGCGGUAGCAGGGUUGUUCUCAGGCUCGGGGCCUAUCAGGAGGCGGCGGCGGAGAUUGAGACACCGAGUGAGAGAGAGAGAGCGCGAGAGCUCGGUGGCGAGAUGAUGGCGGCUGUGCCGCCACCCCCUCCUGGGCCGCCCCCUCCUCCCCCACCUCCCGGACCGGGGACACCAGCGACGGCGAAAACCGGAGAGGAGAAGAUGAAGGAAAUGGAGGCCGAGAUGGCGCUGUUCGAGCAGGAGGUCCUGGGUGCGCCAGUAUCCACUUCAGCCGUCACCACCAUACCAGAAACUGUACCAGUGGCAAUGAUGCCAGUUCCUGUCGCACGGCCCAUCAUCGGAACAAACACCUAUCGGCAGGUCCAGCAAAGCCUUGAAGCACGAGCUGCUGCUGCAGCCACCGUGAUGCCUCCUGUGCUUGGUCCUCCGUCACCGUUUGUUGGACCCGCAAUGCCACCUCCAAGACAAUCUCCAAUUGUCAGACCCGUCUUUGUUCCUCACGUUCUCCAGAGGCCAGCUGGGCCCCGGAUGCCCCCGAUGAGGCCGCCGCCUCCCCCUCCAUUGAUGGGACCUCCGAUGCGCACACCUCCCCCGCUACUGAUGGGCCAUCCCAUGGCCCCACCCCCUCCAAUGGGUCCGAUGCAUCCAGUGCGGUAUUCCAACGUGAGUGGUUUUGCUCUCCUGCCAUUCCUAUGGCUGGUCAACAUCGUGUGGUUUUUCCGGGAAGCAUUCCUGAAACCGCAGUUCAAUGAACAACUACAGAUUAGGAAAUAUGUGAAAUGGUCAGCAGUGGGUCUCCUGCUGUGGAUUGUGGCUCUCACCACCUGGAUAACCAUUUACCAGACAUUCCGACCGGAGUGGGGAGCCAUCGGUGAUUAUAUCUCCUUCACCAUUCCCUUGGGGAUUCCAUGAUGACCAGUACAGGACGAUGAGGAUCCAGCUGCUGGGGUUUCUGUUCCCAGCCUAUUCCUCCUUCCCUGGUUGUGUGACAUUCUCAUUCUCACUGAUAUAACGCAGUGGCUCAUCUCUCUCGCUCUGCCUCGGUCCACCAGCACCCACAUUCUCAACAAUCCAAAUUGCUGACUUGUGACUUGGCUUACGCAAUCUGUUUGAAGAUUAUGGUGAAAGAACUAAAGAAAUUGCUUAUCCUCUGAUUGGGUUCUGCCCAGGAGAAUUCAGCAACAAGUUGCUGUCUUCAGUGUUGAGGCAUUUUAAUGAGCGAUUUCAAUGCAGAAGUUAAAUCAAUGUAUGCUGCAGUGUGUAGAUUAAAAUGAUCAUUAUUUACA